UGGCGAAUUUUGUCAGCUGUCAGAAGUGUCAGAGUAACAAGCUAUCAGCUGUGCGUAUCGGGCACACAACGAAUUUUUAACGGGAGGAACAAGAAAUAAAUUUGAGUGUUCUUCUCGCGGCGAUACCACUACGAUCCUGUUACAUAUUUCGCUAACGAUGUUACGCCUCUGUCGCAUCACUGCCAGAAAAUAAAUAAGGAGUACGAUGUACGAACAGGCCGCGAGUAGCUGGGCCGUUGGCCUAUACUCCUUGCUCGACCCAACGAAAUUUUUACCGUUCCUCCCGAAUUUAUGGAACAAACAGACCAUCGGCUCGCGUUACCUGAACGAUCCGAAGGUACAGGAUAUCGACGUGCUCGUGGGAUAUCUUAUCUUGUUCUGGGUGAUGCUGUAUCUGGUGUACGAGAAGUGUCUUAAUUCAUUGUUGAGGCGUAUGCGCUUUCCACUGAUGCAGCGGAGCAGGAUAAUUGAGGCUGCAUGGAACUGUGGAUUCUGUUUCGGUAGUAUAUGUUACAUGAAAUCAUCAGCCAUGCAGAUCCUGAGCUUUGCGUCUCAGGAGCAGGGAAUGACGUACCAGGAAUUUGGGAUUGCGUUGCAUAAGAGCUUUUACUUUCAUCAAGUGGGAAUCGACAUACUGUGCCAUGGUGCUUGGAUAAAGGGCUGCACAAACUUGCUUUUUGCAUCUUUUGUCUUGAAUCCGUAUCAGCAAAAUUAUAAGUGGUGUGCAGUUACAAGUACCUUCUUAAUGUAUAAAACAAUCGACAUUGUGAUAGUUAAUGCCUGUCGGAUCCUGUUAUGCAUUUUUCAAACUGUUGGGAGAUCAAUCUCCAAGCUGUUGUUCUUAUUACACUGCCUGACUUGGAUAUAUUUAUACUUACAUUAUGUGCCUACAUCUAUGCUUUGGUCCAAAGAAGUUAAAUACGCAAGAGCAGAACCUGGCUUGUGGCUUUGGUUUGCAGCAGAGUGCUUAGAUUCGGUAUGGUUAAGGCUCAUUGGACAUGCAAAAGCUACGCAUUGGCUUGAAAUUUGUCUGUUUCCACCACCGACGCAGGAAGCCAUUGAAUUAGCUGGUAUCCAUAAAAGGCAUAGAGAAUCUUUGAGGAAAUGUAAUGUCAAAAAAGCAAAGAAAGUUGAAUUGUGGCAAACGCUAGUUUGCGCAAUGGCGAUUAAGAAAAAAAUCAAAAGAAUUCGUGAAGCUAAAAACAACACGGAUGUAUCGAUGAAAGAUCUUAAGGAAACAGAGCCGUUUGAAACACAAGCAGACGGCGAGUUAGCAGAAAAUUAAUGAAGUUAUAUUGAAAUAUUUCAGAAAAGUAACAUUUAUAGAAUUUCUACUAAUGAUAGAAGAUACAAGCCGUUUUUAAACGAAUUUAUUUGUAUGAUGAAAGAAUUGAUUUUGUUAUUGUGAUAUUCAAAACAUCGAAUACGUACGAAUUUUGUUUAAGAAUUGUUGAUGAUAUACAUUGUUUACAACGAGACUAUUCUCUAUUGAUAUUCACAUGUAGCUAUAUUUGUACACAAUUGUAAAUUAGUGGCGGAAACAAAUGAAGCGAUUAAAGUACACUGCGUUUUCUGACACGCAAUAAAAAAAUCAGAAGCAAAAAGA
Messenger RNA from Solenopsis invicta (red fire ant), 1606 nucleotides. RefSeq lists its product as hypothetical. Lineage: Eukaryota; Metazoa; Arthropoda; Insecta; Hymenoptera; Formicidae. The transcript has 6 exons. The record is from RefSeq and is a predicted model, not a curated record. The coding region runs from base 206 to 1285 and encodes 359 amino acids.